AUGGGUUUCAAUGCCAUUAUCGAUAACAACAAACAUAAACUAAUAUGGUGUAAAUCAAUUUCAACAUUAUCAGCCAUUUCAGAAGCUAUAAAUUUCACGAUCAAAAAGAAAUCAUUAUCAUUAUCAGCUAUCAAUGUUAGUAGAACUUCACAUGGAGAAAUCAUAUUUAAGGAAUCAUUUUUUAAUUCAUUUGAAGUAGAUUUUCAUAAUAUACUACCUGAAGGGUUUGAAAAGGAGAUGCUAGAAGAAGAGCAGACGUAUUCGUUCAUGAUCAAUUCAAAACAUUUAGCUACAUUAUUUAGGAAUCUAGAUUCAAACAGUAUGAAAUAUAUAAACCUAAAGAUUCAUUGGUCUAAAACAUCACCAAAUAAUUUGAAAUAUAAACUCUUAAUAGAAAUACUAAACAAGAAGAUGAUCAUCAAGAAAUAUCAGACUGGUUAUUUACCAAUCACCAGAAAGGAAAUUAAAAUAGCAUCAAGUUAUAAGGAUCAAUUUUGUAAACAAGAAGAGAAUGAAGAAUUUAUUACUACUGCUGACAAAAUCUAUCAUAUAAUGAUUGAUCUAAUUAUACCCAAACAAUUUCUAGAGAUGGUUCCUUCAGCAGCUGAAGAUUUUAAAAUUGAUAUUAAAAAUGAAAAAGUCCUGUUUGGUGGAUAUACUAAAGCAAUUGUUAAAGAUAGGGAUUAUAUAAAACAACCAAUGGCAGUUACAGUCACCAUAAGUCUUGAUGAAUUAGCUGACAGUAAUUUAAUAGUACCCGAAUCACAAGGAGAACCACUUCGUAAAUUAAUAAACUUUGGAAUGCGAGAUUUCAAAAACUUUUUAAAUUUAGUUGGUUAUUUCACCUCAUCGGCAUCAUCUUAUGCAGAACAAUUUGAUGAAGAAUAUGUCUCACUAGGUAAUCAAAAUGAUUAUUUCCAUAUAUAUUUUAAAGAAGCAGGAGAUCCCAUAUUAUUUGAUUUACAAAAUCAUCAACAUGUUGAUGUACAAUUUAUACAAAUUACAGCUGGUGAUAAAUCUACAAUACAAGAAGGUGAAAAAGAGAUUGAUCCUCUGACUAUUAAAAAACAUCUAUCAUUGGAAGCACCAGUAAUCCACAAGAUUGAUAAACAACAACCACCAAAAGAAAUUGAAAUUGAAAGAGAGCCAGAACCAGAACAAGAUGAAGUGUAUGGUAAUGAUUUUGCUUCGAGAGAUUCUUCACAAGAAGAACCAUCAAUGAGAAAAUUUACGUUUGGUAGACUACCUACAAAUAAUGAACAAAAUAAAUUAAAUAAAAGAAAUUUAGCUAAAAGAGAUAAUAGUGAUGGAUUUUUAUUCUCAGAAGGUAAUGAAGAUGUUGUAACUUAUGAUAACAAUCAAACAACAACGAACAAAGAAUAUGAUAGGGGUGCUGAUACAGAAUAUAGUGACUCAGAAGAAGACUAUGAACAGCCCCAACUUAAAAGAAGAUUGAUUGACACACCAGAUGAAUUGGGCCCAACGCAAGUUGGUGAAAAAGUAGAAUCAAUUUUUUAA
Messenger RNA from Lodderomyces jiufengensis, 1518 nucleotides. It is a transcript of the gene DDC1, whose product is annotated as Ddc1p. Gene Ontology annotation, cellular component: checkpoint clamp complex. Gene Ontology annotation, biological process: DNA repair; DNA replication checkpoint signaling; mitotic intra-S DNA damage checkpoint signaling. The record is from RefSeq and is a predicted model, not a curated record. The coding region runs from base 1 to 1518 and encodes 505 amino acids. The transcript has a single exon. NCBI's taxonomy places the organism in Eukaryota, Fungi, Ascomycota, Pichiomycetes, Serinales, Debaryomycetaceae.